CGGUUUUCUACCUUGGAGCAAGAAUCUCUUCCUUAGGCAUGGUGGCUUCUAGAGCAGUUUACAUUUUUUCCCCUACAGAGCCACCUAGUUAAAAAUGCGACUCUGUCCAGGAACACAGAAAAAAAGGUUGACCGCGUUUCUUCCCCCGUAAGCUUUCUGGAGCCGGUGCUCAUUUCCAGUAGCUGCCGUCAGAGAAGACGACUCGGCAGCGUUGUUGUGUUUUGCACCGCACAUGGCCGGGAUGAUGCGAGGACCUUUGCUGGAUACCGUUAGGAAUAAAACAGUGGCCACUAAACUUUUCUCUCUUAGCGGGCUGUUUGCUGUGCAUAAGCCCAAAGGCCCCACUUCAGCAGAUGUACUGAACCAUCUUCAGGCGAAGCUGUUGGAAGAAGCUGGUUUACCAAAGCCUCGUAGGAAGACGAAGAACCAUAUUCUAAAGAUUGGACAUGGUGGGAUUCUAGAUAGUGCUGCUACUGGAGUACUAGACUCCACUUCAGAAUCUCCAGGCAUUUCCCAACCUGGAAGUGGCAACCAAAUCUUCCUCAAGGGCCAUAAUAGCCUAGGGAAAGUGCCCUCCCCCUGCCUCCUAUGGUCACAAUCAAGCCUGGUAUGCUUUGGCAGCCUAGCAACAACCACUGAGGGAAUCUAUUGUUUAAAGCUACAGAAGUAUACAACCAUUGGACAGCUGGGAAAGGCAACUGACACAUUUGACUCUUCAGGAAAAGUAACAGAAGAAAGACCUUAUCAUCAGAUAACAAAAGAAGAUCUUGAAAAUGUUUUGCAGAAGUUCACAGGGAGCAUCAUGCAAGUUCCUCCGAUUUAUUCUGCCCUGAAGAAAGAUGGACAGAGGUUGUCAACGCUGGUUAAAAGAGGAGAAGUUGUGGAAGCAAAGCCUGCCAGGCCAGUUAUAGUGUACAGUCUUUCUCUCAGAAAGUUCAAGCCGCCCUUGUUCACACUUGAUGUUGAAUGUGGCGGUGGCUUUUAUGUCCGAAGCUUGGUCAAUGACAUUGGCAGAGAGCUCUCAUCCUGUGCCUCUGUUCAGGAGCUGACACGAACAAAACAGGGGCCAUUUACCUUGGAAGAACAUGCUCUUUAUGAAGACAAAUGGACAAUUGAUGAAAUUGCCCAAUCCCUGAAGCAUUGCAUGCUUCUUCUCUCAGUAGAACCAUCUCGUAAAAAAUUAAAGACAGAGCUGUCUGAAGAACACACCGUGAGCUGUGAAGAUAAGUGAUAAGUCAGGUCAAGGAAAAAGACUGAAUGACUGAGAUGUUUUAAGAUUGCUGUGGGAUUGUCUUGUCUUCCCUGUAAAUUUACAGUCCUAUGCGUAGAGGAUGACAAAUUACAAUGCAUUGAAAAUGAUAGCUUUCUCUCUUUUCUGUUCAUGCCGAAACAAACACAAGAAAAUGUCCAGCAUUUUUUGUUUCCUUUUGUAUCUCUAGGUUGCAUUGCAAAUGUAUUUGUCUGGACUCCUUGAUUCACCCUUACAGGAUUUUAAAAAAAAAUUCAAUUCCUUAUUUACUGGAGGUCAUUUUGAGCUUUGCUAAAUGGGUUCAGAUGUCAUGAUUGGAAACAAAAUUUGUUAACUACGUUUAACUACAUUAUGAUUGAUUUCAAGUAUUGGAAUGUUGUCCGAAUAUAAUUACAUACACACAUAUAAUUACAUACACAAGGAGCCGAAACAGUGUAGUUUCUUUUCUCCCACCUCCCAGGUUUUUUGAAGAAAAAUUAUUUUACUCCCCAUGAAAUGAGUUUUCUAAGAGGAAUGCCUUUCUGGAUCUUCUGGACAAAAUAAUCUUAUUUUAUGAUACCAAUUCCAAAGAUCUCAGUUUGAGAUAACUACAGUAAGUGUCCCUUUUAAAAUACAUUGAUGUGAAAAUGUGAACAUGUCCCUGUGCAUUUUAAAAGAAAUAACUGGAUAUUACCACUGUGCAUUUUGUUGCAUGAAAGAAUUCAUGGACCAGAAUUUUGAAAUGCCCAUUGCCAUAGUGAUGAGCAACAGGAUUUACAUAAGUUUUAGUGAGACAGUUCUGUUGGUUGCUGUGGUAAAAAAAACCAAGGUGUUCCAUUUUCCUCAGAUAAGAAAGUUCUACAGUGAUUAAGGUUGCAAAUCUUCACACCUUAAUGAGGAAUCUGUCCUUUUCCAGUUAUUUUUCUCCAUCUAAUAAAAGAAUUUCAACCAAUUGAUUUUUUAAAUUGUUCAUUAUCAUGUCUAUCUCUCAGCAGAGAAGGGUGAUGAAAGCAGUUUCGCUCCCCAAACCAGGGAUAGUUAGCAGAGAGGCAGCCACCACUUCGCAAACCUAACUAGCCGCUCCUGAGAUGUUGCUUUCAAAGCACAAAGCACAUGGGAAUUAUUCUUAUUUGUAGAAUGUUUUUCAAGCACCCAAGAGUUCAAAUAAGAACAUAAACCACUUUCUGGAUAAGACCAGUAGACUAUGUAGUCCAGCAUCCAGUCUCACACAGUGGUCAACCAGUCAACCUCUGGAGGGCCAACAACAGCAUAGGAGCUGAGGCCUUUCCUGAUCUUAUUCAGAGGUUUACAACCUCUGAACAUGGAGGUUCCCUUUAGUCACCAUGGAUAGUAGCCACUGAUAGACCUCCAUGAAUAUUCUCCACGAAUUUAUCCAAUUCCUUUUUACAGCUGUCUAUGCCUAUGGCCAUCAAUUCAUCUUCUGUCAACUAAUUGCACAUUUUAAUUACUCUCUGUGUAAAGAAGUAUUUCCUUUUGACCAUCCCAAAUCUACUGCCCAUCAGCUUCACUGGAGACCCUUGAGUUCUAGCAGAAAGGGCAGGCUGAUGUGGAUGGAAUCCUCUGUGUGUGUGAAAGGAUACACCUGAUGUCUAGUCAGUGAAAGCCUAUUUGUAACCAUAAGAGUUAAAGAGAAUUCACUACACAAUAAUACCAUAUAAUUCAGUAAAGGUUGGAAUGUGUGGCGACAACUCACUGCCAGCCAAUUGCAAUGCAGAGAAGUCUUGGCCAAUCCCAAUUCAGAGAAGCUUUGGGACUCAGAUGAGCUGAUGGCCAGUGCCCCCCACUUCUCCUGUCAGCAUCGCCAGGAGCCCAAAGGACCACCGCUGUAGCCAGGCCAGGCAAGAAGACGACGCUGGGCUGGUUGACCCCCUCCCAUCUUUCUUGCCUGCCUGAUGAAGCAGGAAGCAUUUAACCUCCUGCAUGUGGAUGGACCAUGGAGAGCAGUGGGCAGGUGACGGCUUUCUGGUGGGGCUGGGCUAAGGGGGGAAGAAAAGCAGGAGGGGUUACCCCCCUUGGUGGACGCCCUUAACCAACAAAGUUUUCUAGUACCCAUUGUAUUUCUUCAUUCAAUGGGUUUUACUGCUAGUCUGUACAUAAAUAUUCAUUGUUGUUUUGUUGAACUUUCCUCUUCAGUGAUUUCCAUCCUCUUCAUGCUCAAGAGAAAAUGUACUUCACCAACCCAAAGUCUUUAUAUUUGCUACCUAAGAACAUCUUGUAACUAAGGGGGAGGCUCAUAUCUCAAAGCCAGCCUGGUCCCCACAAACCAUACAAAGCUGUGUGGAUUCCCUCAGUUUAAAGAAAGGACCUUUCAGCAAGCUGUUCAGGCAUUUGAUUGGUGAUAAUUGAAGGCUUUUUUGACCUCACUAUACAGAGCAAAUACCUUCAGUACAUUUCCUCAGUUUGGAUAUGGUGCAGAAGAAAUGAUGUUUGUACAUGUAAGCCUGGGCAGUAAGUACUUUAUGGAUGUAGUAACUUCUUCAGAGAUAAAAAUGGGUACUAACCUUUUUAUGUGCUGCUGCUUCAGCUUUAACAUGUGAUGUGGAUCUGAGUACAUUUUCCAUCUAUACAAUUACUUUUAAUAGGAGACAUGCAUAAAGUCUAGUUGGCAGUGAAACAAUAAAUGCAUAUUUUUCCAGAGAGAGGUUUAUGCUAUGUGCUUCAAAGAAUGCUAAUAAUCUGGUCGAAGUUACUUUUCUUAAGGAAAGGAUUCUUGCCUUACAAGUGACAGAUGGAUAAAUUCAAAUAUGUAUGUACAUAAUAUUAUACAGAAACAGCAUUGUAUGUAGAUUCAAAUGAGAAUUUGAAAGCUGUGCAGAGUAGACUAUGCAUUUAAACUCUGGAAAAACAUUAAUUGUAUAUAGUUACAUUAGUAGUAUGGUUUAUACCAUCUGAAAUCCUACUAUUAAUAUGUACUCACAGCAUUACUGAUGCUUGCUUCAUCAGUUACCUUAAUAUGAAUGACUAAAAUUGCAUUGAAUUUGCUGUCCUGUUCCCAGGCACACAUUCACACACACAGUCCGGUUUCAGCUGUCAAGGUCCAGUUCCAGGGAUCAAGCACAGAAAGUUCCACAAACUGACAGUGGUCAGUCCAAGGGUAAUCCGAAAUCACGUAAAUCCAGAGAUCCAAACCAAGGUCAAAACACAGCAGUCUUUUCCUAGCAGGAGCAACAAGGUCAGUAGUAAACAGAUGUGUUGCUUCCACACAGCUACACCCUUGCUGGCUGCCUCAAACCACCUCCUGCAAACAUGCAUCCUUGCUGUCACCACUUGGCCAGUGCUGGACUACCAGGUGUGCACUUUGCCUCCUUUCCUGUAGGAUGCUGUGGGUUCUGCUCCCAUGCUAUUCCCUGAAGCUCUGAUGACGAGGGAGGUGAGCAGGCUGACAGCUGGCUUUCCACAGCUCAGAGCUGGGGAGCUGAGGGGUCACUGUGCUGGUUCCUGGCUGAAGGUUUGAAUCUCGUCUGACACCAUGUGGGCUGCUUCUUCCUGUGAUGCUUCUGCCUCUCACUGUGGAUAGGAACCAGGGCUGCUGGCUGACUCUCCAUCAGACUACUGGACCUGGCUGGUCCAUUACAUUUGCUGUUGUCACUGGAGAAAAGGUUCACUUUUUAAAAAGUAAUUGUCUUUAUGGUUUAAGGGAAGUAAAGUUCAGACUCACAUUCAACAAGUUACUUGCAUGGCCAACUAUGGUGCCUUUGGCCUGUGCAAUCCUUUAUUUCCUGUUUGCCUUUCAGAAGCAAAAUAAUGGCCUGUGAAAGUGCUCUUCUACCCCUCGUGUCACAAAUAUCCAAGGGAAAAAUAUUUAGUACAUACUUUCUCUGAAUACUUUGAAGCAAUUGGACCCAUUGAAUCAAUGAUAUCAUUUUAUAUUGCCACAGUUUCCUUCUAGAUGAGGGCCUGGGUGAGAUUUUGUGAGAUUUAAAUCCCAGUCUACAAAAAUAUAUCUGUAAUAUACCUCAAUAAAGCAACCGGUCAUUCUAGUUUAGAAGAAUAAAUAAUUUGACCAAUGAGUUGUGGUAAGUAGAUGUUGCAUUGUUUUGCUGGCAUUAUACAUAUCAGGAACAUGUAUUUAAAAACGUGUUAAAACAUACUGGAUACAAAUGGCUGGAAGCUACCUGCAGCAUAUGCAUCUGUCAUGUUGCUUCUGUGUUUGUGGAAGAUCUGUCUGUCCAAGAAACUUGAAUGCAACUUGGAUUUAUUACAAUCCCUCUCUUGUUGGCAUAAUGCUACUGUUGUACCUCAUCUUUGCAAACUGAAGCCUUGUGCUUAUGAUUGAUUUUUUUAAACUUCAUUUUGUCUUUUUCUGUUGGUAGUACUACUAUUUGCAUAUAUAAAAAUGUUCGUGUGACUAAGCACAUAAAGCACAUAAUAUACAGAAAGUUCAUCAUUAAUCGCUGUUUUGUAACAUAGGUUUAUACUGGAAGAUUCGAAUAAUUAACUAUUUCUGUGCCCAUGGGCAGAAAAGUCACUGCCUACCCAGUGGUUUGAUCAUAUCCAUGUGAUUUUUACCCUAAGGUCAUAACUUCUCCAAGCUGUGACAUGUUUUCCAAUGCAUUGUCGAAGGCUUUCACGGCCGGAAUCACUUGGGUGCUGUGUGGUUUCCGGGCUGUAUGGCCGUGUUCUAGCAGCAUUCUCUCCUGACGUUUUCCAAUGCAGUUUGCAUGCAUCCCUGAUUAAAAGGCUUUCCUGUUUGGUCCCUGUGAACAGACUCUUUCCAGACACUGCUUUUGAUGAAAUAUCCAACAUGUAGCAUGAAUUACGGUUGGUUCUCUUUGUCCAAAAUUGGAAUCUAUCUGAAUGGAAAGUUUAUUGCAGAGCAUAGCAUGCAGAAGGGUUUUGGUCACAGAAGAUAAGGAAAUUGGAGCAUCUGUACUUUUUUAUAAUGAUGUUCCUGGACACCUAUUUUAAGUCCCACAUAACUAGAUGCAAGAUUGCAGAAAAUAAUUUUGCUGGUGUGUUGUAAAACAAGUAAAUCCAAAGGCUUUCCGUAUACAGAUUUGGAAGUCAUAAAGACUGAAAAUAAAGAAGAACAAAAUGUUCUAUACAACCCUUCCUUUUCCUGUAUAACACUGUGGGUCUUUUGAAAUACACACUGUGUCUAAAA
Sphaerodactylus townsendi is the source of this 6353-nucleotide messenger RNA. It is a transcript of the gene TRUB1, whose product is annotated as TruB pseudouridine synthase family member 1. Gene Ontology annotation, molecular function: pseudouridine synthase activity; RNA binding. The coding region runs from base 233 to 1231 and encodes 332 amino acids. Gene Ontology annotation, cellular component: mitochondrion. Lineage: Eukaryota; Metazoa; Chordata; Lepidosauria; Squamata; Sphaerodactylidae. The transcript has 8 exons. The record is from RefSeq and is a predicted model, not a curated record. Gene Ontology annotation, biological process: tRNA modification; mRNA pseudouridine synthesis.